GCUCAGUGAAGGAAACUGAGGGAGAGAGGAUCCAACAUUUGAUUUCGCUACCAUCCCACGCUCUCGCUUUUGAUUUAUAUGAAAUCAACGAGCUAAUCACCUUUCCUCCAAUUCCUCUUGAGCGACCUGCCCCUAGCACGGUUUGCUUCGUUCGCCCGCUGGAGAGGGUUUGUUCCUAGCCCCUUCGCGGACGGCCCCGCUUGGCCUCUGGCGGGGCCCUUCCUCCCCUCUUGUUUACUGCUGGGGCUGGGGAGGAGAAGCGACAGCGCAUCUGCUCAAUUUAAAUCGGCCCUUUCCAACUCUGCUACUCUGCAGCCCAAUCUCCAUGCAAAAGAGUGUCGUUUAAAGGCUACAGCCCUGUAAUUCACGUCGCCCUUCUGCGCUGCACGCCUUCCUGCAAGACAGCUCGCUCCGGUUCCUGUUUUGCCCCGUCCUUUGCCUCCGUGGCGUGGCUACGGUUGCGAGCGAGCCUGCAAGCAGAAGUGGCUCCGGCGAGCUGAACGCGUGGUGCGUUGUUUAUCUGCCCCUCAUGCCCUCGCGCUGCCGCGUCCCCGCCCCGACGGUUCUCCCUUCGCCUACGCAGAGGCCGUCGCAGGCACUGAGCUACGGCAGAAACUCGCAGAGGGAGCUAAAGUCACGUCACGCGCUGUAAAUCAUCGCCUGCAGCCGUCUUACUUCAUUUACUGAGCUCAGGCAUGGGCCGAUGUUGGCAGCUACUGUGUCCCAGCUGCUCCCCGCUCCCAGCUCUGCUGGCAGGGGUCCCUGCAGCUGCGUCCCUGCAAAGUCCGGAGUGCGGUUUGCACCCUCGGCUGUGCUGGGCCCCAGCAGCGUGGGCUCGGCGGAGCCUCCCUGGGCAUGGGGACACCUUCCCAGGCUGGAGCCAUUCCCCGUGCAGGGCUGGGGCUCCCUGCUGCCACAGCCGGAGCAACAUCAAGCUAAUAAUGCUUUUUUUUGCAAAUUUGAGGUCCGCUUUAUGCAGUUAAGUCAGGCUAAUCCCAAGGUGCAGGGCCCAGAUGUCCCAGUUGAACGAGAGCAGCUGGUCAGCCUUGCCGUGGGAUGCACCAGCCGGGUGCUGGGGUUGCACGUGAGCCAGCGUGUCACUGGCUACGCAGCUCCACCAUGGACAGACCAGCCCGAGAUGCUCUGAGCUGGCAGUACUCUUCACUUGGUAGCAAAGAGCGACCCCAAACUGCGGUGGAUUAAGCCAUUCAAUGGCUCUGUUGUGCACAAGAGCAGAUGCAGCGUAGGACAUUUUCCAGCAGCCUUGUUUACAUAUGUAAAUACAUGCAAUGUGCUGAGGAGAUGUCUAGAUUGAGCCUUAGACAGCUGCCUGCUGAAUGAGUGCGGUGCAAGUGCCACUUGCAAGUUGGCAAGGACAGGACCCAGUCUCUCCCCGCAAUAUUCCUUGGUCUGUGGUUGUGUCUUGCAGAGUAUCAACCUGACAGCUUAGUUCACCUCUUGCAAAGGGGGGUAUUUUUAGGUCUUAACCGCUACACUGAUUGCGGCCAGCAUUCAGCUGUGUGAGUUGCAGCAUGAGAAGGUCAAGAGGAUUGUCUCCCUAAAAUCGCAUUAUAGCAUCGCUUUAGGGACAAUCCACAUGGAUGCCGUGCUGCAUAACAGCAGAGCCUCAGGUUGCUCAACAGGGGUUAAGCCUUGCUCACCCAAAAGGAGAGGCAGGCACCGACUCCUGGCCAGCUCAGCUGCUUGUGGCCUUCGCCAAAAACACUUUGGGGGACUUUGCCACAACCCGACUGCUGAGUCAGCAGUGUGCCCAUCUGAGCAGCUCUAACCUGCGCAGGGCCAAGCCGGCUCCCCGUCCACCUAACGGAGGAGAGGGAUGAGGGGUUGUUGGCCCAAGGAGCAUUGUUUUGGCCUCACAGACAUGCUGGAUACCCAAAGGCACAAGGCUGAACUGCCUGGCCUUGCUCUGGGGCUAGACGACCUGGCUUCAGCCUGCAGCAAGAUCUUCAGCAAAUCACUUCUGUUCUCAUUUCUCUAAAAUAGUGCUACCUCCGCAUUGCACAGCAUUGGAGAUCUACGGGUGGAGCAUGCAAAGGAGAAAUAUAAUCUCGGUUAAAAGCUAAUUAUCAUAAAUCUGUUGCCAAAGGAAGCUUAAAAGUGUGAACCAAUUGCAUGUGCUAAUAUGCUUUGGAUAAUGCAUGGCCAGAAUGUAUAAUUAGGGCCUGUUUGCAGCAUGACUACCUCUGUUUACUGGAUGAUAUUUCUGGCUCAGGCAGGUCCUGUAGUUGCCCAUCCACGUCUGGCUCAUCUGCUCGUGUCAGUAACUCUCCAGUUACAUGCAGGAAAAGCCAGGUCUCUGUGGCAAAGGAAAGGUAGUGCCUCCAUCAAGAUGGCUUGUACUAAGUUUGGCGGAGAAAUUCCUCCUGGGGGAGAGUAGGAUUAGAGAUGCUCCACCACCGCCUCUGUGUUUUGGCCAGCAUUAAGUACAGACCUGUGCUGAGACCUCACUAGGAUCUUUAUAUGAAGAGAUUUACCAAAAGGAGGAUUAAAAACCCAGAACACAUUUCUGUAGCAAAGAAAACAAGAAUUGGCAGUUGUGGCCUGAGCCCUGCAGGUAGUUUGGCUAGAGAAGAACCACGGGCUAAUACUUUCACCUCCUAUUUCAGCACGGUAAGGCUCUUUUCACCUUCAGACACACUGUGAAAUGGUUCAAAACAGGGUUUAGUCACAGACUAAAAGCAAAUACCACAUGCAUGUUCUUAAUCUUCUUUUAAAUGCCUGCUUCCAGUCAUUUGGAUACUUUCUUAGACCAAUCCCAAAAGAGAGUCCAGUGGUGUCACUUACCAAAGGGGAUUUGAUAUCUUUGUAGGUGUCUUUGUAGGUGUUUGGGGGUGUGGGCAGACCCCCCCCCUGUAAGACAGAACAGCAGCAGCCUUUUUUUCUAGGUUGGAGAGAAACACCUUUGGGACUGAUACCUCCUUUGACAGGGAGUUUUCCCUUGAAGAGCCACCCCUGUUCUGGUAAAGUCAGGCAGGUGCGUGUUUGGUUUUGGAUAAAGGAGCUUGUCAAGGCAAUGCAAGAAAAACUUGUGGAACUAGAGGCAAGCACAGAGUUCCUGAGGUGCUGCUUUAACCACAAGCCAGUUUUGCUUUAGGCUUCAGACAGCAUCCACCAGCCUCUGCGUCUCUCUCUCUCACAUACCUAUCAUUUCAGGCCUUCUCAAGUCCUAAUAUCAUGUGCCAGUUAAUGAAGUCUUGGGUUCACAUCUCAUUAUCACCGGGGAGAACUCAGGCUUUUCUUGCCAGCCUAGGCAUAUGCUGAAAGAGCUGCUGGAGGUACGAAUGGUCCUUCUAGAAGUCAAAGUAAGUGCUACCAUGCCCAGUUUGCAUGGCUGUGGUUUUCAGUCAGCUCAGGCAGUUCAGCUGACCCACCUCUGCUGAGGAAGAUGUGUGCACAUAGUAGCAUUUCCAAGCCGUGAAAGUUCCUCAUCUGAUUUCAGGAACUGGACAAAAAUUGCACAACUUGGCAAAACCCCAGCUCACCAUCACUGCCCCUUCUUGCCCCAUCUGGUCCCCGUGCCUUGUUCUGGACUGCAGGAGUGAGCUUCCUGCCAGCUCUUUGUGUGUCCCGCCACAAUUGCAGCAUGGCCUUGGGUUUUUCCAAGCCUCAGUUGCGAUCCCAGGGCUCUCAUCUGCCUGCCUGUUGUCACAGAGAAAAGCACCACCCUGGAGAUCCUUCCUGCACCCAAAGGGCAGCAGGGUGCAGGCUUAGGACAGGCUAUCCAGGUGUGCUGAGCAGAGUGGGGUGUCUGCCACCGAAAAACCUCUAAUCGCUGUUCCUUCUUUGAGCAAUUGAUUGACCCUCCCAGUAGAAGCCCAUGUAGCAGAUAGGUUAGCCUUCAAAUGCACGAUUUGGGGCAGAAAAUAAGAAACAUCCAGGUUUUGUGUCUAUGUCAGCUUACUUACAAAGCCUGAGCAUUACUUACAGCCUCCUCCUGCCCUGAGGCUCUCUUGGACCGGACUGACACUGAUAAAAGCUUGGUGAGUGCUAGUGAGUGCCAAGGGCAUCAUCUUCCACAUUCCCCAUGCGCAGCGCAUUACAGUGAUCUGUCUAGGCAUGGCUUUUUGCAGUGGGAUGCCACGGCUGUAAGAAAGAGCCACUGGUUUCCAACACCCCCUGAUAGCCCAGUGUGCCCCCUAACGCUCAUGUCCACGAGGCAGCACUGAAGCCUCAGGUGCUCUCUGAGACCACGUGCAGCUCAAAGCCGAGCAGCGCUGGAAUUUGCCCUUUGAAGUUCUCAGCUCAAAGAAGCAAGCCUCAUUUAAAAGAAAAAGGAGAAAAAAAAAGAAGAAACCUUGCACUGUGAUCCAGCAGAAGUUGCACGUUCUUCAUGUAGUUUGUGAACAUGAAAAGGGCCGGUCCCUGGGUGGGGAAGCCAAAGCUGCAGAAGGAGGGCAGACAGUGGUAGUGUUGCUUGGCCAUUUUCUUCUAGUGUGGGGCACCACAUCCACUACCUGGCUCACAGGUAGUUCUUGGUUCACUUUUAACUAUAUAGUUAAGGGGCCGCCUCACAUGAGGUUGCCACGCUCUGGGCUUAGAAAGCAGCAUCGUAGCACUGCAUUUCCUGGUAGAGAAACUCCCAUUCCUGGUAGGGUUAGGGCCAGGUUGGCAUGGAUGAAUAGAGGCUCCCAAAUCCCAGGGUUUGUGCAUGUUGCUCCAAGUCUCUCUGUCUUUCACCAUAAGUCGCUUGCAAGCCCGUAAGGCAUGUAAGGUGCCAGUCUCAGAUCAACAUAUGGGGGCAGGCAGCCGCAUAAGCCAGCACAACAACCCUUGGAGAACAGUGGGGUGAUGAUGGCAUUGACCAGCUGAAGAGACAGGAGACUCAGACACAGGUCCUUAUUUUCCCCAGUCUCUGGCGAUAGUAAGGAACUCACUUAGUGGCUCUGCUGCCCAUGUGCAGAGCACAGCAUGGUGACACAUUUAGCGGAGUGGAAACAGCUGCUGGUGAGGAAAUCCAGCUACAGCCCAGAGCCUGCUGGGCCUUCAGGUGCCUUUCCAGUCCAGUAGCCCAGCUGUGGAUAAGCCAGCACCUCCCUCUACUGAUACAAAACCCUCGUGUUUUCUUUUAGAUUCAAAAAAGCUGCUGCACCACAUCUGCUGAUGAGCGUGCUCACACCAUGUGUCUAGAGCGGGGGGUUCAGAAGUGCCAGAGGAGGGGGACACCACUGCUCCUCCAUCACCCUGAGCCUUAUUGCUAGCGUUACCUUUUCUCCAUAUCUCUUCCAGAUGUCCUUCUUCUUCUCGGACAAGGUGGUGCUACUGUUUGAUUUUUGGAGUGUCCAUAGCCCUGCAGGGAUGGUGCUUUCUGUGCUGGUCAUCCUGCUGCUCUCUGUGCUUUAUGAAACAGUGAAGAUUGGCAAGGCCAAGGUGCUGCAUCGGACAAUGCUGGCCAUCCCGCGCAGCCUCAGCCAGGAGUCCUUGGCAGAGCGGGACGAGGGGGCCGAUGACACCAGCUGGGGGCAGCACGACACUGCGCAGGGCAGGUGGUUUCUGUACCAUGUCAGCCAGACGCUGCUGCACGUGAUACAGGUGGUGGUGGGUUACAUGGUGAUGCUGGCUGUCAUGUCAUACAACGCCUGGAUCUUCCUCGGGGUGAUCGUGGGCUCUGCGCUUGGUUACUUCGUGGUGUUCCCACUGCUCAACGUGGGCUAGAUGGGCUGGGACCCAUCCUUGUGCCACCACUGUGGGGAGGCAGCCCUUCUGCUGGGAAUGCGGCUGAAGAAGCUGGAGGACAUGCUCAAGGCCUCCACCACGGCAAGUUGAGCUGAGGUCAAGAGGAAACGUGACGUCUUGUCUUCUACUUUUCUUAAAUAGCUGCUGUCACUUUUUCUGGGUCUGUCCUUAUCCCCUUGCUGUGCAGAACAGCAGCCCAAGGACCUCCCACUGCAACCCUUGCUGCCGGCAGGAUUGAGGUGGGGAGGGAGACUCAGGGGGAGAAAAAAUCCUAACUGAACUGCCUGUCACUGCUCUGCUGCACUGCCACACUCCACCACCCAUGCCGUCCUUGGCCACAUGGCCAUGGCUGUCCCCAUCUCAGGGACCUUUAGCUGUGGGAUAAAGGGAGCAGCUGCAGCUCAGGGUGCAGGUUGAGCAGAUGAUGAGUGCAGUUGGGGGAGCUGGGCAUCACCCUUCCCCCGCCCCCCUUCUGAGGGGGUUUGGUUCUGGCUGGCUCUUGGAUGCUCGGUUUAUCUUUAUAAAAUGCUCAGGGAAGGAGAAGCUUUGGGGAGAAGCAGGUGAGGGGUUAUGGCAUGCCAGCAUCCCCCCUGUGCAGAGCAGUCCUGCCUCCAACCCCCUUCACACUGUGCCUUUUGCAGUCCCAGAGAACAAGCCAUGCACAAGCAUGCCCAGAUGCAUAUAGCACUGCAGGCAGAGACAUGGGUGGACCCCAACUCACCUCUGCACUUUUAGCACUUCAGGGAUCAGGUCAAUGUAGCCGAAGAUGAGCUGCUGUCUCUAGUGCAUCCAUCUGCACCGAUGCAUUCAGUAUGGUGAUGCUGAUGCAACAGACUCCUGAUGGGUGCAUCUUGCUUCUUUCUAGAGAUGCCUGUUUUAAUAAAAGCAUCUCAACA
Messenger RNA from Struthio camelus australis, 6590 nucleotides. The record is from RefSeq and is a predicted model, not a curated record. NCBI's taxonomy places the organism in Eukaryota, Metazoa, Chordata, Aves, Struthioniformes, Struthionidae.